GAUAAGACAAGCCGUCUGUCCCCUCACACACACACACACACACACACACACACUCAGAUGCUCUCCCUCCCCACACAUACCAGUACACUCACAAGGAGCCACUCAUGUGUGUCUUAUUGCAGACCUCACCUGGAAUUUGCCUGUGUUUUAAGGAAAGAUGACCAGCAGAACUCAAGUGGCUGUAUGGUUCCUCCUUUCUUCCCUCCUUUUCUCCAUAUGCCUUUGCUAUGCCCUUCCACUUUCCUUCAUCCAUGAAAUCAACACGAGAGGAAAGCAAGAUGAUCAAAUAAUAACAAGGGAAGAAGAAACCACUAGCAGAGGAAUGAGAGGAGUGGAUCACGAUGGAAGACAAACAGUGGAAGUUUUCUCACCUUUGACACUGUAUUACCAUAAGCAGAAGAAUAGAGACGGAGAUGACCUGGACGUGAAGAGGGUCCAUUCUCCCUUGAGCCCACACCCAUACCAGCCCACCUUACCUACAAGAGGAAGGAAAGUGGGCAUAAAAUGGAAUGUCAACAAUAGAAGAAUCACCUCUAAUAUCACUACUCCACCUUCUACUACUACUAUUACUACUACUACUGCCACUGCUGCUGCUACUUCUAUGAUUUAUCCACUUAUUUCUUCUUCUCUUAAUCAUCCUCCUUCCCCUUUGUUACCAUCAUCUUCCUGCUCCUCUCCAGCGUGCAAGUGGCUAGCAUCAUGGCAGUUCAUAGUGGUGGUGUGCAUGACCUUGGCCUGGCUGGUGGGACUGAUGACCUUGUACUGCAUGACCAGGACAACUAGGGGAAAAGUACUACUGGAGGCCUGGUCAUCCCUGUGUACCCAUGACGAACAGGAUCAGGAUGAGGUGACAACUAAAGGGAUUGGAUACCUUGAUGGGAGCCCUGGUCUGCGUCGCUUCGUUCUUAUUGAAGAUGAGAAGGAAGAGGAGGACAAAGAGAACGAUAUGGAUGACUUCUCCACCUCUGAGUUUAAGGAUGUAGAGAGUAAGGAAAACAAGGAGGUAGAAAGAGGAGAUGGGAAUCCAAAAAGGAUGAAACCACCAAGGAGGGGGACUUAUAUCCUUCAGGAGGCAUCCAAAAAUGGUGUCUUGGAAGUAGGAACUUACAGGAUACAAGAGAAGGAGGAGGAAGAAGAGGAAGAAGUGGAUAGAAAGAGGAAGGACAACGACAAAGAGGAGGAAGAGGUGGAAUACAUUUUAGAGGGAGCAACUUACAUUUUGCAGUCUGAAAGGGUAGGAAGAGAAGACACAGGACUCAAAAGAGGAGAAGAAAGGGGAGGAUACAUAGGAGGUAUAGAAGGACUGUAUGGUAUUAUAGGAAGAGAAAGGCCACAAGGAGAAGGAUAUGGGGGCUUAGCAGGGUUAAGAGUAUAUGGAAUUAUGGGAAGAGAAGAAGCAGAAGGCAUCAGAGGAGGAGGAGGAAGAAUAGAAGGGAUAGAAGAAUUGUAUGAGAUACUGCAUGGUGAAGUAUCAGGAGGAGGGGCAAAUAGGAGAGAAGGAGGAGAUGAUGGGGUACUCUUGUCAGUGGGGAAGUUGGUAGGGGCUGUAAGAGGGGGGAAGAAAGAGGAAAAGAUAAGAGGAGAGAGUAUGAGUGGAGGAGGAAGGACAGGAGCUAAAGGUGAGGAAUGGAAAGAAGUAGGAGAUGCAGGUGGAGGAUGGGGGGAGGGAAGAGAAGGAGGGAGAGAAGAAAGAGGAAAAGUGAGAGGAAAAGGAACAAGUGGGUCAAAAAGGGGAAAAGGUGGAAAAAUAGUGGAUGAAAAAGAAAGAGAAGAAAGAGGAAAAGUAAAUGUCAGUGAUACUUGGGGAGGAAGAAAGGGAAAAGGGGAUAAGACUAAUUCAAGAGGAAGUGGGGAAGGAAGUUGCAGAGCUAAGACUCCUCCCUCUCCCAAAAGAGCUGCCUCCUUCCCCAUGGACCACUUUCUUUCCUCCCACUUAAUGCCCCGUAAACUUUCCCUCAUUGUGGAGGAGGAUAUCCACUGAAUGCAAUUGUGUUGUAAGCAUUUUUUAAAGUAGUAUCCCUGUGAAGUAAUUGACCUUAACAGUUGCUCUUUCUAUACUCUACAGAUAUAAUCUUUAAGGUUUUGUUUCUCCUGUUCAAAUUUUACAGGUGACUUCAAAUCUGUACUACUGCAUACUUGUGUUUUGUGGGAUGAAAUGAGCAAAUCUCAUAUCCUGUAGUAGAGUGUAUCCUAACUAUAUUCGGAUUGUUAAAUUACCUUUUAAUAAAACUGUUUCUCAAUGACAGUAUUUUUUAGGUUGAGUGCACAUAGAUAUUGCUCUUUUUUAUUCUUUAUAUUACAUAGCUGCUGCCCAUUCUCUGCUUGUUAAAUUACCUAUUACUAACACUAUUUUGUUAAUGACAGCAGCUGUCAGGUAGCAUGAAUAUAGGUAUUGUUUAAAGUCUUUUACUUAUAAUACAUGCUGCCCUUUUUCAAUGCCAUAUUUGCUGUCUCAACUUUAUAUGGUGUAUGUGAAAUUAUAAAUUGGUUGGACAGUGGUAGUCCUGAAUGUUACUGUGCUAUGUUAAACGAUUUAUGGUAAACUGAAAUUUUCUCAGGCUUUUUAUGUAUGUAGAUAGCCAGGAAAGAACACUGAUGUAAGUAGCCAAAAUGCUUAGUGCAUGUGACCAGUGCCCUCACUGCCAGGGUAACAAUCUCAUUCCUUACAGAAAUAAUAAAAUUACACAACGAAGUUGUAAAAAGGUACAAGUAUACUAAAAGGCUAUUCAAGCUAUUCAAUGGGAAAUUAACAAAUCACUAAAGGAAAAUAGGAAAAAGAACGAGGAGUGUUUGUAAGAGGAUAAGUAGUCACCUGAGAAGCACAUUAAAAAGAUUGUGGGAAAGAAUUAUAAACUUAAAUCAUAAAAGUGGUAUUUAAAUACAAGGACAAUGAGGUGAUGAAGAAAUCAACAGAAGCUCUGAUACACCCCAGGGUGGAAUAUGCAGCAAUGGUAUGGUCCCCACAUGAAAAAAAAUAUAUACAAAUAUGAUAAAAAUAACAGCAACCAAGAAGGUCCCCAGUCUGUCAAAUCCUGUACACAGAAAGAUUGGAAAAACAUGAACCAUCUAUGAAGGACACCCUCAUUCACAUGUGUAAACAAAUAAAUUCAGACUCCAUCAAAUUUUUCUUCACCAACAUUGUAGCAAGAGAAUGGAAUAAACUCACCCUCAGUGGUCCCGUUGAAAUGCCCCGAGAUUUGAUUUUCUCUUUUCUACUAUUCUCUUGGCCCCACACGUCCUCUGCGUGUAUCGAAACACACGAGAAAUUAAUCAAGACAAGGAGAGGGUAUUCGCCAGCUGCCUGGGAAUGAACCCGCGACCAGCGUGACGGGAGAGCCAAUCCUUACCGAGUCGGCCAAAGAGGUACCCCACUCAUCAAGUGGGUUAUGGGAGGCUCCCUUAUGAGGCCUAGUCACCGCACUACACAGUAAAGUAUGAUCAUUCAUUUAAAAUCAAGCUCGAUCACUGCUUCCAUCAACUUGAUAUUCACUAAAGUCAAAAUGCAAAGUCUUGGUGGCAUUAAAUUCAAUAUGAUUUAAUUUAGGUUUAAGGACAAACCCCAUUGUCUGAACCAUAGGAUCAGUGUGGUCUGAAUAUCUAUGUAUCUAUGUAAAUAAAACCACAAAUCCA
Molecule: messenger RNA, 3630 nt
Organism: Eriocheir sinensis (Chinese mitten crab)
Lineage: Eukaryota; Metazoa; Arthropoda; Malacostraca; Decapoda; Varunidae
Product: keratin, type I cytoskeletal 9-like
Exons: 3
Coding region: 158-1981 (607 amino acids)
Source: RefSeq, a predicted model, not a curated record